CGUCUUUGAAAAAGUUCGAGUUCGUAUCGUUUAUAUCAGUGUUUUAUAUGUAUGUAUUUGGAUUUGUGACCUACUGUCAAUCGAUUUGUUUUGAGUUUAUUUAUUUGUGUUAUAAGUGUCCAUAUAGUGAAAUGAAAGUAUUUGAUAGUAAUUUUUCAUGCAGAUGAAAAAGUAAUUCGCUUACGAGUUGCUCUGUCUUAUAUUAUAAAAAAGGCUCGUAAUAAUAGUAAGUAAAUUUUGGUAAACAUGUAAUACCUACUCCAAUGGCUGUUGAAUGAGCAUUUCGGGUCAGAUAGAUGCAAAUGUUCAAGAUAACGUAAUCAAAUAUCAACCGAAUAGAACGAUGAGUGUAGAAACAGAACCAGCCACAAAACACGUCGUGAAUAACUAUUGCGCCAGACGUAACGCAAAUGACUUCAUUUUUGGAAAACUCAUAGGCGAAGGCAGUUUUAGCGUAGUGUAUCUAGCAAAAGAUAUCCACACGUCGAAAGAAUAUGCAGUGAAAGUUUGUGAGAAGCAACUAAUUGUUCGAGAGAAGAAACAGGAAUAUGUGAAACGAGAACGCGAAGCGCUCAAUAGGUUAAGCGUUUUACCGGGCUUUUUAAACUUGUACUGCACAUUUCAAGAUUCCAGUAAACUGUAUUUUGUUAUGACCUAUGCAAAAAACGGUACAUUGCUGCAAUUUUUGGAGAAACACAAGACAUUCGAUGUUGCAUGUGCUAGGUUUUACGCAGCGGAAAUUCUUCACGCUGUAGAACAAAUGCAUAAUUAUAAUAUAAUACAUAGAGAUCUAAAGCCGGAGAAUAUUCUUUUGGAUGAAAACUUCCACAUUAUGAUCGCGGAUUUCGGAUCAUCAAGAAUUGACGAUAAAGAACAAAACAUUAGCAGUAAAGAGAGGGAUGAGAAGGAAGAUACGGAAUCCGAAUCCGAGGAGACAAAAAAUGACCAGAAACUAGUAAAGCGAAAAAGAGGCAGCUUCGUAGGAACCGCGCAAUACGUUUCGCCUGAAAUUCUGCAAGGAAGACAUUCAACCAGAUCGUCUGAUUUAUGGUCGUUUGGAUGUAUAAUAUAUCAAAUGAUCGCAGGCUUUCCACCGUUUCGUGGUCCUAACGACUAUCUAAUAUUCAAGAAAAUAGAAAAACUAGAAUUGAUAUUUCCAGUCGCUUUUGAUCCAGAUGCUAAGGAUUUAAUUAGUAAGCUAUUAGUUCUGGACCCCCGGAAAAGGUUGGGGGCUGAAGACAAUUUGCCUUACGCAAGCAUUCGGAAUCAUCCGUUCUUCAAAAGCAUCGAUUUUUCGAAAAUACGAAAAUUAAACUCACCCUUACGCGAUUCGAUCAGUAACGGAACGGAACGAACUAAUGAUUGCAGUGUUGAAUGCGGGUUCGAUUUUCCAGAAAAUAUAACACCCGGUUUGGAUGAUAAGCAUAUUACUAGAUUAAUGGGUCUGGAAUUGGGAUCCCAAGUUGAAGUAUCUAGCUCUUCAACGUCUCACGUCACAGGUUAUCUAAGCAUCAGUGAAGCUGAUAAAGCGGCGAGGUUAGGUAAACAAAAAUCGAACAUAUGGCAUCAAUUCGCAGAAGGAGAACUCAUCCUGAAACAGGGCUUCGUCUACAAACGCAAAGGAGCUUUGUACGUCCCACGCAGACGAAUGUUAUUGCUUACUACGGGACCUCGUCUAAUCUAUAUCGAUCCUGUGCAGAUGGUUAAAAAAGGCGAAAUUCCUUGGAGUAAAGAAAUACGAGUAGAAACCAAAAAUUUCAAAGUUUUUUUCGUUCAUACGUUUGAACGAGGAAAGUGUCAUCCAUAUAUGUGUGACGAGGCGACGAACGUGUUGACCCAUUCAAUGUGCAUUUUUUGUGCUAAAUCACCGCAUACAUUGUAUCAAUGUGAAAAAUUUAUCUUCCACAUCACACUCGUCUUCAUGAGGUACUCUAACCAACAGCCGAUCCCGUUCACAUCAAAGCGGCAACAAGCAAUCCCUCUGGUUCGUAUUCGAUGUCAUGAAAACCGAUGGCAUCCGGUGAUCCAGCAACUGACUUCAUAGACACUAACCUUCUUUUUUUCGACAGCUACCAUGAAUUUAUUUGACAAGUUGUCCACAUGCUUGCAGAGCGGUGCUUGAUUGUGCUCCCCACACAUGCUACAUUACUCAGGAUUUAUUCCAAAAAUUGGGUCUUCCAACAUCAGGAGUAAACUUCGAGCUCGAUGGCAUUACUGAUAUAUCAGGGCACGCUAAUAAAGGAGCAUACGGGCAUUUGCAUCACAUUGCUGCAAUUAUCGAAAUAUAAUUCCGUGCAUAAUUCUGAAACGACUCACUUCCGUUCUUCCAAUUAGAUCAGCAUUAAAGAUUGGCCAAUUCCUGGAUAGAUUCCGUUGGCUGAUCCCGAGUUUCACCAUCCAGGAAAAUAUUUAUGCUUCUCGACAAUAAGGUUUUUUUCCAGUUGCUCGAACCGGGAACAAUAAAACUAGAAUCAGACGAAGGCUUUACGAUUCUCCAAAAUACUAAGCUAGGAUGGGUAGUUUCCUGGGUUCGCCGUACAGUUGCGCAAGUUCGUGGUUCAUUCUCCUUCUCCAUACUCCAUUUUCCUGUACACCACCGUAUAUUGUUCUGAGCACUCGGUGUUUGAAACUCGGUGUUUGAAAACACCAAGUGCUUAUGAGCAUCGUCCAUGCUUCGUACCCAUAGAGAACAACCGGUUGAAUUAGGGAUUUGUACAUGGUACACUUCGUACGGGGUCGGGGUUUGUUGGACCCUAAGGAUUUGCGGAGUCCAUAGCAGCUACGACUUCCAUUGAUUAUGCGUCUUUGAUUUUGUUGUUGUUGUCAGUUGUUAUCAACAAAUUCCUCUACCACCUCAAGCUCAUCACCGUCGAUCGCAACACUACUACCAGGAAGAAUUCUGUUGUGAUCAGUCCCUCCUGGUAGCAUGUAUUUAGUCUUAGACGCAUUGAGUUCAAGCCCAAUCAGUCCAGCUUCGUGUUUCAGUCGUGUAUACAAGUCGGCUACCGUCGCAUGUGUUCUUCCGAUUAUGUCCACGUCGUCGGCGAAGCAGAUAAAUUAACUAGACUUAUUGAAAAUCUUGCCCCGCAUGUUGAAGCCCGCUCUCCGCAUAACACCUUCCAGCGCCAUGUUGAAGAGUAGACAGGAGAAUCCAUUGUCUUGUCGAAGUCCGAUGUGAGUCUCAAAUGAUUCCGACAGAUUACUUGAGAUCCGCACACCGUUCUUCGUUGCUUGAAUUAGUCUUGUCAGCUUACGGGAGAAGCCGUGUUCUUCCAUGGUACUCCAUAGCUGGUCGAUUGUAUUAUAUGCGGCCUUGAAAUCAACGAAGAUGUGGUGCGUAGGGACCUGCUACUCACGACCCUUUGGAGGAUCUGCCGCAGUAUAAAAAUCUGAUCCGUCGUCGAGCAACCGGGCAUGAAUCCGGCCUGAUAACUUUCCAAAAAUCUACUUACUAUUGACGAUAGAAGAGCAAAAGGAUCUGAGACAGAAUUUUCUAGGCACCAUUCAGGAUUGUGAUGGCACGAUAGUUCCCACAAUCCAGCUUGUCACUUUUUCCAUGCGACGUUUUUUUUCCCCGAAAGAGAUGUGUUUACUGCCUUCGCUUCAGUCUGUAUCUUUCCACAUCUUGUCGAGUCGCUCGUUGCAGCAUGACUGCACAUGCUGCAUCCUUCUCGUUCAGAAGCGCUCGACACUCGUCGUCAAACCAUUCGUUCCGUUGGCCUCGUUGUUCAUAACCGAUAACGGUCUCUGCUGUGCUGCUAACUGCUGCUUUCAAG
Toxorhynchites rutilus septentrionalis is the source of this 3776-nucleotide messenger RNA. It is a transcript of the gene Pdk1, whose product is annotated as 3-phosphoinositide-dependent protein kinase 1. Gene Ontology annotation, molecular function: ATP binding; protein serine/threonine kinase activity. The transcript has 6 exons. The record is from RefSeq and is a predicted model, not a curated record. Gene Ontology annotation, biological process: peptidyl-serine phosphorylation; intracellular signal transduction. NCBI's taxonomy places the organism in Eukaryota, Metazoa, Arthropoda, Insecta, Diptera, Culicidae. The coding region runs from base 275 to 2044 and encodes 589 amino acids.